Messenger RNA from Ricinus communis (castor bean), 2389 nucleotides. Its product is annotated as poly(ADP-ribose) glycohydrolase 1. Gene Ontology annotation, biological process: ATP generation from poly-ADP-D-ribose; nucleotide-sugar metabolic process; carbohydrate metabolic process. Gene Ontology annotation, cellular component: nucleus; cytoplasm. NCBI's taxonomy places the organism in Eukaryota, Viridiplantae, Streptophyta, Magnoliopsida, Malpighiales, Euphorbiaceae. The transcript has 11 exons. Gene Ontology annotation, molecular function: poly(ADP-ribose) glycohydrolase activity. The record is from RefSeq and is a predicted model, not a curated record. Bases 509 to 2170 code for a protein of 553 amino acids.
UCACCUCCUUGAAUAUGUCUUUUUCAGUCAUUUCUCAGUUGACUAAUGUUUCACGAUAAACGGCAAAUCAUGUUAGGGUGUAACUGCAAAUACUUUUAAAAAAUGAGGGAUGAAAGCGUAAUAUGGGAUAUAUUGAGGGAGGGAGUAUUUGUAAUUAUACCACUUAUGGAAAAACAAACAAAUUAUCCGAAAUGAUUACCGGCACCGCAACUGCCAUAAUAAGCACAAAUACAUUGGAGGAGGAAGAGAUAGGAUUUAGGUAGCAAUUUUCUACAAAUAUAAUCUUAGAAACUUAAACCUAAGUUAUCCAAAAUCACAAUACGAAAACAACAUAUUCAUACAAAUUAAAAACAAAGAUUGUGAUGAAUAUGUUACUGUGAGAUAGAGACAAAAUCGCAAGAAGAAAUGUUGUUCUCGCAAGAACAACAUAUUCAACAUAUUCGCAAGAAGAAGCAAGAAGCGAAGUGGGCAGCUGUUACUGUGAGAUAGAGACAAAAAAAACAAAAAGAUGGAGAGCAGAGAAGACCUGAAGUCGGUGAUACCAUUUUUACCUCUUGUAAUUCGAUCAUCAGCUCUUUCUUGGCCAUCUCAAGUUGUUGAAACGCUCAAAGAGCUCUCCAGAGGACCAGAUUUUAGCAAUGUCAACUCUGGAGAAUUGUUGUUCUAUGCAAUCUCCGAUCUCAGAAAUUCUCUCUCCCUUUCUACACAUUCUCUCGCUCCUUCUGCCCAACAAGGUUAUGCCCUCUUCUUUGACGAGCUGAUUUCUCGGGCUGAGUCCAAAAAAUGGUUUCAAGAGGUUCUUCCAGCAUUGGCUAAUUUGGCCUUGCGCCUGCCAUCGCUGUUAGAGUUGCACUAUCAAACUGCAGAUAGCUUGCUUGAUGGGGUCAAAACUGGUCUCAGGUUGUUGGGUCCGCAAGAAGCUGGCAUAGUGUACCUCAGCCAGGAAUUGAUUGGUGCUCUUCUGGCAUGCGCGUUCUUUUGUUUAUUUCCAGUCACUGGUAGAGGUGUAAGACAUCUUCCAGUGAUCAAUUUUGAUCAUUUGUUUGAGAUCCUGUAUGAUAAUUACAGUGAGAAGCAGGAAAAUAAAAUCAAGUGCAUAAUACACUAUUUUGAAAGGAUAUGUUCAUGUACACCUGUGGGCUCUGUCUCAUUUGAGCGGAAGGUUCUGCCUUUGGAACAACUUCCGGAGUGUAUUUCUUAUCCUAAAGCUGAUUUUUGGAAUGAAUCUGCCGUACCACUCUGCCCUUUUGAGGUGCACAAUUCAGGCUUUAUAGAAGAUCAAAUCAGUGAUGCUCUUGAAGUGGAUUUUGCGAACAAGUAUCUUGGAGGUGGUGCACUUCAUAGUGGCUGUGUACAGGAAGAGAUACGUUUCAUGAUCAAUCCUGAACUAAUUGCUGGAAUGUUUUUCUUGCCUUGCAUGGAAGAUAAUGAGGCUAUAGAAAUUGUUGGUGCAGAAAGAUUCUCUGAUUAUACAGGGUAUGCCUCUUCAUUUCGCUUUUCCGGUGAUUAUGUGGACAAAAGCAAUAUCGAUAGUUUUGGAAGACAUAAGACAAGGAUUGUUGCCAUAGAUGCAUUAUGCAGUCCAGGGUUGAGGCAAUAUGAACUUAAAUACCUCCUUCGGGAGAUCAACAAGGCUUUCUGUGGAUUUUAUGAUCAAUCUAAAUGUGACUACCAUAAGAGAUCAAUUCAACACACUCCUCUUCAAGGCACAUGGUCUAAACUAGAUAAUAACUUUCUGUCUAAUGAAGCUCCCUCAGCGUCUGCUGACACUGAAAUGUAUGAAGGGGAGCCUUUAAAUGGAAUGGUUGGAGAUUCUGACAAGAAGCAUAGUUCGUGUCUACGCAUUGAAGAUAGAGUUGGGAUUGCAACAGGGAACUGGGGUUGUGGUGCUUUUGGAGGAGACCCGGAACUAAAGGCCAUAAUUCAGUGGCUUGCAGCUUCUCAGGCAUCAAGACCUUUUGUUCUCUAUUACACGUUUGGCACUGAGGCACUGCGGAACCUGGAUAAGGUAAGCCAGUGGAUUCUGUCACAUGAAUGGACAGUGGGAGAUCUGUGGAAUAUGUUGGAGGAGUAUUCAUUUCAGAGGUUUAACAGGGAAACUAAAGUAGGCUUCUUUGCAUGGCUGCUUCCAUCGCUAAUCACCCAUGAGGCUGACACUUCACUUGUGUGAAUCACUCCUUGAAACUUUUUUGUUAGUUAUCCAUUUUGAUUGUCCUCCUGCUACUCUCUUAAUGUAUAAUAUCAUCUUCAGUUUCUCCUUUAAAAGAAUGGGUGUUCGCAAUUUUUCCCCCCUUUUAAGAAUUUAAUUCUACCAAUGAUGUUGCAUUUUGGGUGCCAUCUCUUUUGCAAGUCACUUGGGUUUCUAAUGGAAUUAGAUUAUUGCUGUUGA